Messenger RNA from Vombatus ursinus (common wombat), 588 nucleotides. RefSeq names its product mature T cell proliferation 1 (gene MTCP1). Gene Ontology annotation, molecular function: protein serine/threonine kinase activator activity. NCBI's taxonomy places the organism in Eukaryota, Metazoa, Chordata, Mammalia, Diprotodontia, Vombatidae. The record is from RefSeq and is a predicted model, not a curated record. Gene Ontology annotation, biological process: positive regulation of peptidyl-serine phosphorylation. The transcript has 5 exons. The coding region runs from base 167 to 493 and encodes 108 amino acids.
CCCUCUUCAACCCGCUUCGGCUUCCCUCUCCUCUGCCUGUGUGUCGGCCCGGAUCCGGCGGCGCAGCCACCCAGCGGACCCCAGAAAUCACACUUGUGUCCUGGGCAUGGGUGCUGCAGACUUAGGUGGACAAAAGCAAUCUUAGAAUUGGAACCCAAAGCCCAGAAUGGCAGAAGGGGACAUUGUGGGAGCCCCACCUGAUCACCUCUGGGUACACCAGGAAGGUGUCUACCGGGAUGAAUACCAGCGAACAUGGAUUGCGUUUGUGGAAGAGGAGACCAGUUUCGUUAGGGCUCGAGUGCAGCAGGUACAGGUACCCCUAAGUGAUGCAGUCAGGCCCAGUCAUCUCCCUCCCUCACAGCUACCACUAAUGUGGCAGCUGUACCCUGAAGAGCACUACCUGGAUAACAACUCUAGGAUAUGGGAGAUAGAGCACCACUUAAUGGUCAGGGGAGUUGAGGAGCUGUUGCUUAAGCUCUUGCCUGACGAUUAAUCUGGUGCUGGGAUUCUAGGAAGAUAUGUCCAUUUGUUGUGUACAUUAUAUGGGAAUCACUUCACCCAGCACUGAAGUGCAUCUACCUUUGGGGG